Messenger RNA from Antechinus flavipes (yellow-footed antechinus), 3632 nucleotides. RefSeq names its product Fc receptor-like protein 5. The record is from RefSeq and is a predicted model, not a curated record. Lineage: Eukaryota; Metazoa; Chordata; Mammalia; Dasyuromorphia; Dasyuridae. Gene Ontology annotation, molecular function: transmembrane signaling receptor activity. The coding region runs from base 74 to 1567 and encodes 497 amino acids. The transcript is spliced from 12 exons. Gene Ontology annotation, biological process: cell surface receptor signaling pathway.
AUUCUGAUCUUUGAAUUGACAUUUUCUACUGCUUAGAGGAUCCCCUGUCCCAGUAUCUCUGGACCUACCCCUCAUGCUGCUGUGGGUACUGCUAUUGAUUCUUGGUUUGCUCAGCAGACAAGCUGCUAUUGCAAAGAAAUCUGUGGUGGAACCCAGGCCUUCAUGGACACCUCUUUUGGAAGGGGAGCUAGUGACUUUAACUUGCCAUGGAGUUGGCCCUCUUAAACAAGAAAAGGCAUGGUGGUACAAAAACCAACAAUUGCAAGAAAUUCUAUCUAAAAACAUUCAGACUAACCAGCCUGGAGAGUACAGAUGCCAGACCCAGGACUCAGCCCUCAGUGACCCUGUAAACCUGGUAUUUUCUUCUGAAACGCUGAUCCUGCAGACCCCAUAUUCUGUGUUUGAAGGAGACACGCUGGUCAUGAGAUGCUGGGGAAAGAACACGGGGACAGUCAAUUACAUUGCAUACUAUAAAGAUGAAAGAAAAUUGCCUGAUUUUUUAAAAAAAUUUAAUGUCUUCUUCUCCCUCUCACGAGUUGACUUAAAUGACAGUAGCAAAUAUCAUUGCACAAGAAUUGUUUCUCAAUGGUCUACUUGGACAGAAAUUUCAAAACCUGUAACUAUCCAAGUCCAAGAAUUGUUUUCACCCCCUGAGCUGAAAACCACAACCUCUGAACCCAUAGAAGGGACCCCAGUGAAUCUGAGCUGUGAGACUCAGCUCUCUCCACAGAGGUUAGACACCAAACUGCACUUCUCCUUCAUCAGAGAUGGCACGGUCAUCACUUCAGGUGGGAAGAAUUCCCAUGUGCUCCAGAUCCCAGCCAUCCAGACAAAAGACUCAGGGUCAUACCGGUGUGAGGCAAAAGCAGUGACUCAGAAUAUUUUGAAACAGAGCAACUACGUGAAGAUCAGUGUGAAAAUUCCAGUGUCUCAGCCCUUCUUCAACCUCAGUGCAUUCAGGGCACAGGCCAGUGUGGGGGAUGUGGUAGAGUUUCACUGUAAAGCCCUCAGAGGUUCUUUUCCAAUACAGUAUCAAUUUUAUCAUGAGAACACAAUCCUUGAGAACAAGAUAGCUCCUUCUGGAGGUGCAGCUUCCUUCAACCUCACCAUGACAGUUGGACAUUCUGGGAAUUACUUCUGUAAAGCCAACAACAGUUUCAGUUAUCAACUCAGUGAAAAUCUGACGCUCUCCAUCUCAGAUCCUAUAAGAAGUCAGCCAAACACCGCCAUCAUGGGAAUUACUGUUGCCCUGAUCAUCAUCUUGAUCCUCACUAUUGUUGUUCUUGUGGUUUACUUCAAACUUCUGAGAAAGUCAGGAAGAAGCUCUGCCCCCAGCCCAUACAGGGUCUCUUCCAUCUCGAACCUUCAAGAACCUGUCUAUUCAAAUUCACCUUCCCAAAAGGAACUGGUGCCAAUAUAUGGUAAUGUAAAUCCUGUAGCUGAAAAUGUGGUUUAUUCUGAGUUAAUCACUUCCAAAGAACAUGGAAAAGAAGUAAACAACACAAAGAAGCUUCCAGAGAUUAAGGACUCCCCAGUUAUCUAUGCUGAAGUGAAGCAGCUGAAGUGAAGUGAAGUGAAAACCUACAGAUUCAGAGAAGACCAACGCUGCAGACAGAUGUCUAGAUGUUGCUGAAAAUAAUGAAAAUGCAAAUCUCUUCUGACCCCUCAGCAACAAUUUGAUUCACACUCAAAUUGUUUUUCCAUUUCUAUUUUUAAUUCUUUCCCUAAGUUCAAAACUGCACUCUGAGCAGACACACAUUUGAAGCCAUCUAAUUGAUUCAUUGAUAUUUUCAUUAUGAAAGGAAAUGGAAUCAGCUACAUGGAGAGUGUAUACUUUCUGGCCUAGCUCAUCCAUCCAGGAAAAUAAAUUACAAAACAAAAGAUUGCUUAGUAAAUGCAAAGAUAAAGCAGAGAAUUUGGAUUUGUUUAAUAAUUAUAUUUAUCAAGGUUUGAUAAUUUAGUAAAAUAUGCUUCCAGUCAAGGAUUAUUGCUAUUUAAAAAAAAAAAAAUUCAGGAUCCCACACCGGAGGGCAGAGAACCUAGAAUUAACUAGAAACAUUUUAACAAAUUCUGAUUAUCUUUUCCUUCUUUUUCAAUAUUCUUACAGGCUAUAUCUCAGUUUCUUCAUCUCUAAAAUGAACUAGACAGAAUGAAUGAUCAUUAAAAUCAUUCCAGUCUUAAACAUUAUGUGUAGCUAUUGACAAUGUUCAUAUACUGAGAGACAUCUUGGUGCAAGGGAGAAAACACUAAUUUUUUUCCUCCCAGAAAUUCUCAGUUCUAGUCCUGACACUUUUUAAUCUACUCUCUAGAGAGAAGUAUGCUUGUAAAUAUUUAACAAUUGGACAAGUAUACUUGAUUAUACAAGAUUUUUCAUCACUUUCUUAAGUCUAGAUCAUCAUUGAAAUAGUAUAACAAGCCUUUUCCCGGCCAUUUUUAAGGUAUAAAUUAUGCUCAUGCUAAAAAUUUAAUAAUCAGCUCUUUAGAACUGCCUCAAACAGGCUUAAGCACUUAUAAGAAAAAAAUCAUCUCAUCUCUCAGGCUUCAUUUUCUCAUCUUUAAAUAUGGAUUGACCAAAGUUUCUAUGGUCCAGGGAUCCUAUUGAAGAGUUCUAUCUGUUCUUGUCAUUACAUAAUUCCCCUUUUUCCUCAGUACACUUUCAUAAUGUGCUAAAAUUACCACCUUCAGUGUUUGUCUUAUAUUAAUUACAUUUUAGAGUCAGUGGAUUCUGGUGGCACCUUGCUUUCUUAGUAAGAUGCCUACAAAUUACCCUCCAGGACUGUUCACUUUGGAGAAUGUUCAUUUCAACUGGACCAUUCCUUUCUUGACCAUUGUUCAUGAGGGUGGGAAAAAGAAGAGUCAGUGAUGAUCUACCUCAUAGGUAUUAGUCUAAUCUAAUAGAAAAGCUGGUUUAUAAUGAACAGAAAUAGGAUAAUCAGAAGGAGGACUUGGGGGAGGGACCUGAGUUUGAUUUUAGCCAAGUUGAAUUUGAGGCAAAGUAAGAACAGAGUUGGAGACAUAUAGGAAAAAGAUGGAAAUGUGACCAUUUUUAAUGUCUAUUCUGGAAUAAAGUUGACUUUGGGGCUUCUAAGUACCCUCAAUCUCCUGCACAUACCUUGAUUUUUCUACCUCUAUAUCCCUAUAGGCUAGCAUAGGGUCAAAUACACAAAGUCUUUAAUAAAGAUCUAUUCAGUUUAAUUGAAAUCGCAGCCAUAAAUAAUAUUUUUUUGCACCUGAAAUAAACCUCACAAAAUAUAAGUCUGAUUCAUAAAACCUACCCAAGGCUACCAUACUAUUUGUAUGAAAAAUGGUCUCAAAUAAACUUUGAAAGAUAAAUUAUGCCAGGGUAGGGGCAGAGCAAAUGUUGGAUGCUUGAGAACAGAAUAAUAAACAACAAGGCCAUGAAUAGGAAAAAGAAAAUAAUUUUUUUGUGCAGCAUGAUAAAUAUGGAAAUAUUUAUAGAAGAAUUGCACAUGUUUAACCUAUAUUGGAUUAUUUGUUGUCUGGGGGGAGGAUAGGGAGAAGGGAAGAAAAAAAAAUUUAGAGUACAAGGUUUUGCAAGGGUGAAUGAUGAAAACUAUCUUUGCACAUAUUUUGAAAAUAAAAAGCUAUUAUUUUUUAAAAGAAAAGGAAAA